AUGGCGACAAUUGAAGAAAUUGACAGUGGAAUGGAGUCAUUGAGAGGAGACAGCAAGUCUGUUUCGCCUGAACUUCCCCCUGGAGCAAAAUGGGCUCACGAAGCUGACGAUCUCGAUGACGAAGACCUGGAUGAAACACUGACCGAACGGCUCGUAGGACUUUCUGAAAUGUUUCCGGAAAGUGUUCGAACGGGGAGCGUGAAACUCGCUUCCUGGUCUGCGCAAGCUGUCAAGAGCCUAUACGGGUUCAGUCGCAACGCUGUUUGGGUCGUCUUUAGUUCUUCCAUAAUCCUCUUCGCCCCCGUGGUUUUCGAAAUUGAACGAGCAAAAGUGAUUGAAAGUCAACGACAACAUCAAAGACAGGUUUGUAUGAUCUGGUUUUACUUGGACCCGGUGCCGCAAUGGGAGGAUCUUCUCCACCAGGAACGGGCAUGCCGAUGGGGAUGGGUGUUCCACCACCGGUUCGAUGAGAUAGUGUUAUAUGUGCCAAAGCUGUCGUAAGACUCGAAAAUGCAAUCUUGCGACAGCUUAUUCUUUGGAAGCAAGUACUGUAGUGAUUUUUGAUGUUGGUGCAUGCCGCGUGUUGCGUUGAAAACCUGCUUCUCGUUUUAUAUUUCCGCGUUCUCUUUGUCUUCGAAAUUGAAUUGUUCUUUUUUCGGUACGAAGGUAUAGGAAUGUUUUUUUUUUUCGUCGACGUGCAAGCAACAGUUCUCUUGAUCUUGAAUUUCGAGUUGUAAUGUUUUUUCCGUCAAGCUUUCGAACGCGUUGUAUGCGUCUGUUGAAUUUUGAAACGGUGGGUGUUCUCAACAACGAAACUUUUGACGUGGU
Molecule: messenger RNA, 828 nt
Organism: Notodromas monacha
Lineage: Eukaryota; Metazoa; Arthropoda; Ostracoda; Podocopida; Cyprididae
Source: the annotation of a GenBank genome assembly